UCCUCCUCACAAGGCGCUCUUUAAGCUCCGGUGUUGCCACACAGAGCAGCCAUUCAUCGGCUCUACAGUCAGCCACACACACUCCCAUGUUGAACCACUGGACAUCUAAAUUGAUGGUUUUCAGGUGUAACUGGUUUUGCUGAAACGGAUUUCCAGCCGACGGUGGAAAGGAUUUGGACACUUUUACGCAGCAUUAUGGCUUUGCCUGAGAAGAGUCAGCAAUAACUGGGAUCGUCGCAGACAUCUUAUUCAGUUAAAACCAAUCAAUUAGCCUCCAGUGAAUAGUUUGGACUCCUUAAAAAGAAGUUUUGCAUUAGUUGGUUGGUUGUCUUGUCAUUAGUUAAAGGUAAAAAUAAAUACAUAAAUAAUGUCCGGUGAGGAGCACAGCCUGUCUGAGGCGGAACUGAGUCCGGGAGGGUCAGACGAUGGUCACUCCCUGUCACCGACUCAACCCGGAGCGCCAACCCGCCAGGACUCACCUCUGACCGGGCCGCCGCAGCAGCUGACCUCGCUCUGUGUCGCGGAUGGGAGCGAGGAGGACGGAGGCGAUAGAGCCAAAUCAGAGAUCGAGGACGAUCGCUUUCCGAUCGGCAUCAGGGAGGCGGUCAGUCAGGUGCUGGACGGAUAUGACUGGACACUUGUGCCUAUGCCGGUGCGCGUUAACAACGGAAACAAAGCUAAGCCCCAUGUGAAGAGGCCCAUGAACGCCUUCAUGGUGUGGGCGCAAGCGGCGAGGAGGAAACUGGCCGACCAGUACCCCCACCUGCACAACGCGGAGCUCAGCAAGACCUUGGGCAAACUGUGGAGGCUGCUGAACGAGAGCGACAAGAGGCCAUUCAUCGAGGAGGCGGAGAGGCUGAGGAAACAGCACAAGAAGGACUACCCGGAGUACAAGUAUCAGCCCCGGAGACGCAAAAACGGCAAACUAGCGCCUGCUAAUGAGUCCGACAGCCAGGGGGAAGGGGAGGCCAGCCACUCCCAGUCACACUACAAGACCCUGCAUCUGGAGCACAACGGUGGGGCUGGGUCUCCCCUCGGUGACCUGCACCACCACCACCAUCACCACCACCAUCCUGCUGGUCAGGGUCACAGCCCACCCACGCCCCCCACCACCCCAAAGACAGAGCUCCAGUCUGGGAAACUGUCAGAUGCCAAGAGGGAGGGGGCAGCAGGAGCGGCCGGAGGAUCAGGGGGGUCCAGGGGAGCCCUUGGGGUGGGGGCUGAAGGGGCAUCUGGUGGUCCAUCAUCUUCGAGUGCUAAACCCCACAUCGACUUUGGCACCAUGGACAUCGGCGAGAUAAGCCACGAGGUGAUGUCCAACAUUGAACCAUUUGACGUAAACGAGUUCGACCAGUACCUUCCGCCAAAUGGCCACCCGCAGAGUGGAACUGGGGCCCCUACGGCUGGAUCCUCAGCUUCAUCUUACGCCUAUGCCCUGGCUGCUGCCAGUGGCCACUCAGCGUGGCUCUCCAAACAACAGCAGCAGCCUCAGGCCUCUCCGUCUUCCUCUGACCCCUCCAAGGCCCAGAUCAAGAGCGAGUCCGCGGCUGGGAGCCACUACGCCGAGGCCUCGUCCUCUCCCUCUUCAGGCACCCAUGUCACCUACACCCCGCUCAGCCUCCCUCAUUAUGGCUCUGCUUUCCCCUCGCUGGCCUCCAGGGCUCAGUUUGAGUACGGAGAGCACCAGGCCCCCGGGGCAUACUAUGCCCACUCCAGCCAGGCCCCGGGGCUGUACUCAGCCUUCUCCUACAUGGGCCCUACACAGAGGCCUCUGUACACUACCAUAGGAGACCCCUCCAGUGUGGCCCCCUCUCACAGCCCCACACACUGGGAGCAGCCUGUUUACACCACACUCACAAGACCUUGAGGGAGACCAGCUGAGCAGAGGGAAAUAUGGGAAGUGUGUGAGUGGAUCUGUCUGUGGGUGUGCAAAUAUAUGAGUGUGUGAUUGUGUAUGUGUGUGUGUGUAUGUGUGUGUGCAUGUGUGUGUGUGUGUGUGUGUGUGUGUGUGUGUGUGUGUG
Molecule: messenger RNA, 2021 nt
Organism: Epinephelus fuscoguttatus (brown-marbled grouper)
Lineage: Eukaryota; Metazoa; Chordata; Actinopteri; Perciformes; Serranidae
Product: transcription factor Sox-10-like
Exons: 4
Coding region: 368-1867 (499 amino acids)
Biological process (GO): neural crest cell migration; enteric nervous system development; negative regulation of transcription by RNA polymerase II
Cellular component (GO): nucleus
Molecular function (GO): DNA-binding transcription factor activity, RNA polymerase II-specific; RNA polymerase II cis-regulatory region sequence-specific DNA binding
Source: RefSeq, a predicted model, not a curated record